CUGACGUCAGUGACGAACCUUUUCUCCCCAAACAGCUCCUCACCAUUGUCAGCAUGCACAAUGCUGUGAGAGAGAUCGUCUCUCCAAUCUCCUGCUGUGGGAACGUAUAUCCAUUGCUCCUUUAUAAAGAAAAGGAAGGACCAUGGCGUCGUCAUCUUGUCGUUUUCUUUUUUGGCUUCUCUUCGCAGUUCUCAACCUAGAUUGUGGCCGUGCCCUGCAGGUUGGAGGCUUGAAGUUUGAAAAUCCCUUUCAGAAUAAUAACAACCCGACAACCGACAAAUCAGGACAAUCAGCUACUACCUUGCAACCUGGUGAUACAGUCGCAGUGAUUGGUGCCUCGGGCAAUGUCGGAAAGCUCGUGGCAUUGCGUCUAUCGGAUACCUACCGAGUCCAUGGCAUUGUCCGAGAUCCUGCUUCAGUGGCACCCUUCUUUCAAGGCCGCGACGAGAAAAUAAAACUCUUUCAGUGCGACUUACUUCAGGAACUAUCCGGCUCAUCGUCGUCCUCCUGCCCGGAAUCACUCGUCCCCGCCUUGAAAGAUGCCAAUGCCAUUGUCAUUUGCACCGGUACAACGGCAUUUCCCACCAAGGCGUGGUCCCGAUCAGGAGAAGCUACCGUUACCGACAAUGUCAUUAAAGCCUUAUUGGACACGCAAUUCAACGUCAAGGACGCCAUUCGCAGUCUCGAUGAACUCGGUCUCAAUACACCCAACAAUGUUGACGAUCGAGCCAAUGCCUUGAUUCUCCAGGCGUGGGAUGCCGUCUGCACGGUACCACAAAAACGAGCCAUUAUGCUCAGUUCCAUUGGCGUACAGCGACGAGACUCCAUGCCAUUUCCUAUUUUGAAUGCCUGUGGAGUAUUGGAUGCCAAGGCAGCAGGAGAGGAAUCGCUCAAAACAGCGGCGGCCAAGGGCAAAUACAGUUAUUCCAUUAUCCGACCCGGACAGCUCUUUGGAGGACCGUACGACAACAAUUAUUAUCUGGGAACGCUAUUUCAGUUGGAUAAAGAUGCCGCCACACAAGAUGUACAAGUGGGCCAGGGAGAUGAGCUAUUAGGAGAUACCUUGAGGAGUACUCUGGCCGAAGUCACGGCGCAAAUCUGCGAGGGCGACCACGCCAAAGACAUGGAUUUUGCUUGUAUCAAUGUCAAAGGAGAGAGUCCGGCCUUGGACGCGGUGCAAGAGCGACUUUCGGCGCUCUAGCUAGUAGACAAGCUAUCUGUUCACCCAAGGACAGUGCCAGUUCUGCAACGUUGGUUGCUUCUCUUUUCUUUCUAGGCAGAAACAAUAGGCUGUAUGAUCAUUCGCAGUAACAUCGAAUCAAUUCUCAUCAGAAGGCAAGAAAACAAAUAGAGGAGGGGCACUAGCUAGGUCACUGUAAGCAUAACGACUCGCCCCCUUUUCUACC
Seminavis robusta is the source of this 1406-nucleotide messenger RNA. The record is from the annotation of a GenBank genome assembly. NCBI's taxonomy places the organism in Eukaryota, Bacillariophyta, Bacillariophyceae, Naviculales, Naviculaceae.